AUGUACAUUCCUAAGAAAUAUCAAGAAGAAGAGUGGGAGCAAGUGGAAUACCUCAUUAAGAGAUACCCACUUGCAACCAUUGUGACGACAACUGAUGACAACGAGAUUGUAGCAAACCACAUACCUCUAUUUCUCAAAAUAGAGUCUACUGGGGAAAGAAAGUUGAUAGCGCACAUUGCCAAAGCCAACCACCAAAUACCCUCCUUAAACUCAAACGACAAGGUAUUGGUGAUUUUUCAAUCACCUAACUCAUACAUCACUCCAAACUAUUACCUUAGCAAGGAGGAGACUCACAAAGUGGUUCCAACAUGGGAUUUUGCUAGCGCACAUAUUCACGGAUCAUCAAAGAUCAUAGAUGAUUUUGAUUUUGUUAGAGAUCAGCUUAAUCAUUUGACUAAUCAAGAGGAAGGGAAGAAGGACAAAGAUUCAACAAAGUGGCAGGUGAAUGAGGCACCAGAGAAUUAUUUAAAGAUUAUGCAAAAAGCAAUCACUGGACUUGAGAUACAGAUCAAUUCGUUUGAAUGCAAGUACAAGUUUGAACAAGGGGCAAAGAAGCCGGAUAUUUCUGGUGUUAUAAAGGGGUUGUCCGAUGAUGGUAAAGAGGAAAUGUCGAAAUUGACUAUUGAUGCAAAUGCAAGAUCAGAUGAGCGCAAAUCGGGCAAGACCUAA
This is a messenger RNA of Lodderomyces parapsilosis, 669 nucleotides long. RefSeq lists its product as uncharacterized. The record is from RefSeq and is a predicted model, not a curated record. Lineage: Eukaryota; Fungi; Ascomycota; Pichiomycetes; Serinales; Debaryomycetaceae. The transcript has a single exon. The coding region runs from base 1 to 669 and encodes 222 amino acids.